This is a messenger RNA of Ogataea parapolymorpha DL-1, 672 nucleotides long. RefSeq lists its product as uncharacterized. Gene Ontology annotation, molecular function: nucleoside triphosphate diphosphatase activity. NCBI's taxonomy places the organism in Eukaryota, Fungi, Ascomycota, Pichiomycetes, Pichiales, Pichiaceae. The coding region runs from base 1 to 672 and encodes 223 amino acids. The record is from RefSeq and is a predicted model, not a curated record. The transcript has a single exon.
AUGGCUACUAAAUUCGAGCACCCUGUGUAUGAAAAGCUCUCAAAGUACACCUUCUAUCUUUGUUCCACGUCUCCGCGCCGCCAGGAGAUUUUGGAAAUGCUGGGGUUCAAUCCUGUGAUCAGGCCGUCUCAGUUUGAGGAAAAUCUAUCAAAGCUAGAUUACACGGUAGAAGAGUACGUUGCAGAGACUGCCAAAGGCAAGUGUUUGGCUGUUUGGGAUCAAUUGAAGAAAGAGGGCAAAACAGAUAACGUGUUGCUGCUUUCCGCCGAUACAGUUGUCGAAAACGAAGGUGUGAUAUAUGAGAAGCCAAAAACACAAGAGGAGAAUUAUCGGGCAAUUUGCAGGAUGCGCGACUCGAAGAAGCCCGUUCGUGUUUUCUCUGGAGUCAUGGUGCUGCUGAGCGACGCCAGCACACAAAGAAAGCCGGACAAGUGCAAGAUCGAGACGUUCACGGAAAUAACAGAGAUAGUUAUGGAAAAGUCCGUGAGCAACGACUUUAUAAGGAAAUACAGCGAGUGCGGCGAAGGCCACCAGGUGGCGGGCGGAUUCAGGAUCCAGGGCUCGGGGGCUUUGAUGAUGAAGGGCAUAAAUGGAGACUACUACAACGUGGUGGGGCUUCCAUAUACGAAAACGUUCCAAACGAUCUGUGACAUGUUAGAUACACAUCUAUAG